UCAAACACAUAUGCAUCAGUUAAUCAACAAGUUUCAUUAAAAAACAUUUAAUUCCUUCUUUUGAGCCAAAACUGUAAAAAUGAUCGCAACUCUCUUCGUUGUCUUUGCUUUUGCUUCUUCAGCUCUUGGUUUUUGCCCAUCAACUCCAGUUAUUCCUGCGGCUGAUAUUGGUGCAAUUUCAGGUCGAUGGUUAGCAACUCUUGGUGAUUCUCCACAAAAUUUAACAGACAUUACAAUGGAUUUCACUCCUCGAGUGGAUGGAAACUUCAAUCUUACAAUUAGUGGCACUCAUCCUGAUGGCUCAAAGAAAAGUGAACAUUGGUUAGCUGAACGUACUAGAUAUCAGCGACAACUCAAUAUCUACGAUUUUUCAAAAAAAAAUCCAUACAGAGUUAACUUCAAUGUAAUGUUAACUGAUAAUUAUGUCAACUACUUCAGUGGUUAUUUCUGUUUGAUUCUUCCUACUCGCUCCUUCUCCGCAUACGGUGGAAACUUCUCUAGGACUGACCCCAUGAAUGCUGACUGAUUUGCUUGUUGAUAAAUUUGGCGCUUCCAGCGAUAGAGUUGGACCAAUAAUCCAUUAAGAUCAAAUAUUGGCUAGCUUCUCACGAGAAAAGUACCGAAAGUCAUUCGAAUAUUUUUAAAAUUUUAUCAUACAACAAUUAGGUUUUAUGACUGUUUAAUCUUCUCGAAAUCCUUCGGGUAGCAAAUUAAAGAUUCACGAGAAAAACCGAA
Messenger RNA from Tetranychus urticae (two-spotted spider mite), 735 nucleotides. RefSeq lists its product as uncharacterized. The record is from RefSeq and is a predicted model, not a curated record. Lineage: Eukaryota; Metazoa; Arthropoda; Arachnida; Trombidiformes; Tetranychidae.